Lycium barbarum (goji berry) is the source of this 1442-nucleotide messenger RNA. Its product is annotated as plant UBX domain-containing protein 4-like. Gene Ontology annotation, biological process: autophagosome assembly; proteasome-mediated ubiquitin-dependent protein catabolic process; Golgi organization. Gene Ontology annotation, molecular function: ubiquitin binding. The coding region runs from base 69 to 1256 and encodes 395 amino acids. The transcript has 4 exons. Lineage: Eukaryota; Viridiplantae; Streptophyta; Magnoliopsida; Solanales; Solanaceae. The record is from RefSeq and is a predicted model, not a curated record. Gene Ontology annotation, cellular component: nucleus; cytosol.
UAUACCAAACUCUAGUCAUAAGUAGAAGCAAAAGAGAGAAAGACGAAGAAGAAACAUCAGAAAGCAAGAUGGAAAAUCAAGCAAAUCUGCCCACCGACUCACAAAGAGAAGAACUCCUCACCACGUUCUGUGAAAUCACAUCUUCAACAAAACCCGAAGCUCUUUUCUUCCUUGAAAGCCACAACUUCGAUUUAGAUUCCGCCGUCUCCACUUUCUUUGACGGCGCUGCCCCUAACAAUACCCUCCCCGCCGCCGCCGAUGACGUGGUCGAAGCUGAUAUCCCUGUUUCCGUUGCCGCCGCGCAACGCCGUUCUCCGUCGCGCUCUCGAUCUCCGUCUCCGCCGCGACCUAGAAGAAACCCUCCGAGCACUACCCAAGGCGGCGGCGGCGGAAGGAGAAGUGGUGGAAUUCAUACUUUCUCUGAUCUGAAUCGUAGGCCUGUGGCGGGGUCUGGUAGUGAUGAUGAUGGGCCUCAAGAGUAUUAUACUGGUGGAGAAAAAAGUGGAAUGCUUGUUCAAGAUCCAUCUAAAGCAAAUAAUGUGGACGCAAUAUUCGAUCAAGCUAGACAACAUGCAGCUGUUGAAGGACCUCCUGCAUCCUCUGGCUCUAGAAGCUUUACUGGAACUUCUAGAAGACUUACAGGUGAGACCGUGUCUGCUGCUGCUCCUCAGCCACCUGAGAGUGUUACUCAUAUUAUCACUUUCUGGACCAAUGGGUUCACUAUAGAUGAUGGGCCCUUGCGGAGGUUUGAUGAUCCAGAAAAUGCCCCUUUCUUAGAGAGUAUCCGAAAGUCUGAAUGCCCAAAAGAACUUGAGCCAGAAGAUAGGAGGACAUCUGUUCGAGUUAAUCUGACAAGGAGAGAGGAGGACUGCCCUGUACCGGAGAAGCGUCGUGCUUUAUUUCAGGGCGCAGGAAGAACUUUAGGUAGCACUAGCAAUGCUGAACAAGUAGACUCAAUUGGUGCUAUGCCAUCAUUCACUGCAGCCCCAUCCCCAUCAGCGGGCCUAGUUGUUGAUCAGUCACAGCCUUCAACCUCAAUUCAACUAAGGUUAGCAGAUGGCACACGGAUGGUUUCUCGGUUUAACUACCAACACACAAUCAGAGAUAUUCGAGGGUUUAUUGAUGCAUCAAGGCCUGGGGGAUCAAGGAGUUAUCGACUGCAGACGGUGGGCUUUCCUCCCGAACAACUCUCUGAUCUUGACCAGACAGUAGAGCAAGCUGGACUAGCCAAUUCAGUUGUGAUCCAGAAACUUUAGGUGGCUAGACAUUCUAUGUUAUAUCUGCAGCAGUUACACCAAGAACCAUGCUGAUUUUACCCCUAUAUUUGAACUACAUACACAUUCCUAAUCACAAGUAGCCUCCAGGGGUAGAUAAUGUUUUUCUUAAAGCCUACUGAUGGAUUUCUCUUUUGAAGUUGAGCGGCAUUCAGAAAGUUCCUUCUA